AUGUGGCUGACAAAAUCUGGUUUCCAAAAUUUUGCUGCCCAAGUAAUUGUUUUUCCGACCUGAUUUUAUUUAAAUUGCUGACCAUGUUUAUAGUUUUAUCUUGCCUUUUAAAUUUCUGUUUGCUAGUAGUAGUUCUAGACUUUUAUGCUUACCAAAUUUUAAAAUGGCAUGCCAAUUAAAUAAUUCCAUAUAUUUUAUUAGGGAUUGAAGCGAAACCCUGCGCAGAAACUAGUAAAUGUUUGCACAUCAACACUAUAAAAGUUUUAUUGCAAAAAUUCUGACUGUAAAUGGCAAAAUGUAAUAUUACUUACAAAUAGCUAUUGCUUUACCACUCCAGUAAUCCAAUUGUUUGAAGCGAUCAAUAUCAAGCCAUGUAAAAUAUUAUUGACAUUUAUAAUGGAAAUUUGAGAAGUUAUGGACAAGUUAUGAACUGGUUUUUAGUGAAAUGUGUACUAAUAUUUAUAAUAACUGGCACGCUGGCCGACGAACUAGAAAAACAGAAGCAGUCCUUCGUCGGCCUAGCUCGUAUAGUGCACAUCGGCGCCACAGCCGAGGAUAUCAUACGGGCCCUUACUGAGGAGGUGUUCAAGCAGGAAGAGGGAGACAGGGAGGUGCCGAGGUACUUUGAAAGAUACGACACGCCAUUUGCGAACAGUAUGACAGAUGUGUUCCGUCGCAAAGCCAUGGAGAAAAAUGGCUACUCGUCUUCAGACGCGCUGGGAAUAUGAUUUAGUUGGCGGUUCGUCGUUGUGGAAGACUUGAGACUAACAUAGAAUGAGAAAUUAUAAGCACCAAAAUAUUGGAAUAGCACACAUUAUUAGGUACAACAUCC
This is a messenger RNA of Plodia interpunctella (Indianmeal moth), 832 nucleotides long. RefSeq lists its product as uncharacterized. The transcript is spliced from 3 exons. The record is from RefSeq and is a predicted model, not a curated record. NCBI's taxonomy places the organism in Eukaryota, Metazoa, Arthropoda, Insecta, Lepidoptera, Pyralidae. Bases 426 to 728 code for a protein of 100 amino acids.